AGUCCCGCCCUAAAGCGGCUUCAGUCCACUUUGCAGCUAGAAGGAUGUGCGCCUGCGCACUAAAAAUCGCUGUCCACUCUUCCUAUUGGCUCAUGUCUGGGGCUGAGGAAUACGAAAUCUCCAGCCAAUAGGAACGGAGGUGUCGGAGCCGCAGGUUGGUGUCCCCAGCUGGGGUGAUCUGGCGCAGAGUGGAGGAGGCGCUUGGGGCUCGCUCCUGCUCCUCCCCUCUCCUUGCGGCCUCCCGGAGGUCGGCCCAGCUCCUGUGGCAUCCCGUGAAAUGUGGAUGACGCCCAAGAGGAGCAAAAUGGAAAUCGACGAGUCUCGGGGGUUCCGGGCCGAGUGGACCCAGCGGUACCUAGUGGUGGAGCCUCCGGAGGGCGAGGGCGCCCUGUGCCUGGUGUGUCGCCGCCUGGUCGUAGCCACCGGCGAACCCGACGUCAGGCACCACUACGAGGCCGAGCACGACUAUUACGAGCGGUAUGUGGCGGAGGGCGAGCGCGCGGCCCUGGUGGAGCGUCUGCGUCAGGGCGACUUGCCCGAGGCCGCCCCGCUCACUCCGGAGGAGAGAGCUGCUCGUGCAGGUCUCGGGCUCGCCCGCCUCUUGGCCUUGAAGGGUUGCGGCUGGGGCGAGGGGGACUUUGUACACCGGUGCAUGGAGGUGAUGCUGAGAGAUGUGCUGCCCGAUCACGUAAGCGUUCUGAAUGGCAUUGAUUUAUCUCCGGAGAUCACGCGGCAGAGGGUCCUGGACAUUAACCAAAAUCUACGCAGUCAGCUUUUUAACCGAGCCAAGGACUUUAAAGCCUAUUCCCUUGCCUUGGACGACCAGGCUUUUGUGGCCUAUGAGAACUACCUCCUGGUCUUUGUCCGCGGCGUAGGCCACGAUUUGGAGGUGCAAGAAGAGCUUCUGACCAUAAUCAACCUGACUCAUCACUUCAGUGUUGGUGCCCUCAUGGCGGCAAUCCUUGAGGCCCUGCAGACGGCAGGGCUUAGCCUGCAGCGGAUGGUUGGACUGACCACGACCCACACUCUGAGGAUGAUUGGUGAGAACUCAGGACUGGUGUCAUACAUGAGAGAAAAGGCUGUAAGCCCCAACUGUUGGAAUGUGAUCCAUUAUUCAGGAUUUCUUCACUUGGAACUGUUGAGCUCCUACGAUGUAGAUGUUAAUCAAAUCGUAAAUGCCAUAUCUGAAUGGAUAGUUUUGAUUAAGACCAGAGGCGUUAGGCGGCCGGAAUUUCAGGCUUUACUAACUGAAUCUGAAUCAGAGCACGGUGAAAGGGUUAAUGGACGCUGUCUGAACAAUUGGCUUAGAAAAGGAAAGACUUUAAAACUAAUAUUUUCCUUAAGAAAAGAGAUAAAAACAUUCUUGGUUUCGAUAGGGGCAACAACGGUCCAUUUCACAGACAAGGAAUGGCUUUGUGACUUUGGCUUCUUGGUGGAUAUUAUGGACCACCUUCGAGAACUCAGCGAACUAUUGAGAGUGAGUAAAGUCUUUGCUGCUGCUGCCUUUGACCAUAUUUGUGCCUUUGAAGUGAAGCUGAAUUUACUUCAGAGACAUAUCGAGGAAAAAAAUCUAACACACUUUGCCACCUUGAGCCAAGUUGUUGAUGAGCUUAAAGGGCAUCUUCAAGAAGACGAAAAAAUACUCGAUCCUGAUAGGUAUCGAGUGGUGAUCUGUCGCCUACAAAAAGAGUUUGAGAGACAUUUCAAGGACCUCAAGUUCAUUAAAAAGGACUUAGAGCUUUUUGCAAAUCCAUUUAGCUUUAAACCUGAAUAUGCACCUAUUUCAGUAAGGGUGGAGCUAACAAAACUUCAGGCAAAUACUAACCUUUGGAACGAAUACAGAAGCAAAGACUUAGGGCACUUCUAUGCUGGAUUGUCUGCUGAAUCUUACCCGAUUAUCAAAGGGGUUGCCUGUAAGGUGGCAUCCUUGUUUGAUAGUAGCAAAAUCUGUGAAAAGGCUUUUUCAUAUUUGACUCGAAACCAACACACUUUGAGCCAGCCAUUGACAGACGAACACCUCCAUGCCCUGUUUCGGAUUGCCACCACUGAAAUAGAGCCGCUUUGGGAUGAUCUUGUGAGAGGAAGAAAUGAAUCAAAUCCAUAAACUUUUGUAGUACAACAUUGAAACACUCAGCAAGAAUCCAAUUCUAAAAGCAAACAUCUGUUUGAUUUUCAAGUUUACUAAUUUGGAUUGUGGGAAAGCACCACAUUAUUCAUCCAAAUUAAUCACAAUUCAAAUUCUUCAGACAUAUUUUUUUUUCCAUCUCAAGAGGCAGCAUGGGACUGAAACAUGCAGACCUUUUUUUAAAACUUAAUUUGAUGGCAAAGUCAUUAUCUUUUGCUUUUAUGAUAUAACUGUUUUUAAAGACAUUUAGUACUAAUAAUGUGAGUUGAAUUAGAAGUCUGUUUUUAAGAUGUUUCGAAGAAACUUUAGCUCUUAUUUUAACAAAGUGUUAAAAUUCUGAUGCAUAUAGUUGGAAAUUAUCAACUGCCUAAAUAUAUGUUUGAGCCAGUUUGCAGAAACUCACAUAGCAAGUGCAGAAUUUUCUGAAAAGGAGGAACGUACAUACAGUGGAGGUAUUUUGUCGAACUAUCAGAAUGUUUGAGACUAUUUUUUUUAGACAUAUUUCUGAGUCAAAGUAAAUAUUGACAUAUUUCCUCCUUCUCACCUCCCUCCCACCCGCCCUAGCGAUAAUGAUAUUACUAAUACAGAAAAUAAGCACGUAAAAUUUUAGUCAGAGGAGCAAGAAUUUUUUUUAAAUUGCUAGUUUAGGAGGCUUCCUGCAGUCUGGAGAUCAAACUAACCAAUUUUUGGAGGUUUCCCCUGAAUUUUUCACAAUUGGGUGCUGUUUUAUGAGCUUGCCUACUAAAGGACUACGAUAAUUUCUGGCUCUUCUGGGAUUUUAAAGUAAGUAAAUUUAACAAAAUGUUAGAAGAAUGACUCAGUCAGCCCUUCUGGUCACUAGAUAUUCAGUUCACUUGCUUUCCUACCUGCAGAAUGUCCUCAUCACCUCCCCAAGGAAGGUAACCCGAAAGUGACAUCUGGUCAAUGUGUACUUCUUAGAUUUGCUAUGUUUCUUUGCUUUCUUGUUCACAUGCCUCUCUGAACUUACUUUCUGGGUAACUUGGGCUUUCAGGCUUUGUGGGAGAGCCAUACCCUUAGUCUCUUUUUCCCUGAGCCAUUUUUUUCCAGUUUAAGGGAUUAACCAGUGUUACACUCUUCGUUGGACUUUUAAUCUGAGGCCCAUUAAUUAAUUCAGAGGUUUUAACAGUAGGUGUGAUAGUCAUCCAGUGAUUUGAUCCUUGCUGCAAAAGUGGGUUUUAGUCAACCUUUGGCGUAUAGGAUUUCUCGCUUUUAUCUCUUUGUAAUUGAGAAGUAGCCUCUUCCUACCCAGUAAGUACUUGAGUUUGUGAACUCUCUUUAUUCCCUUGCUUUUUUGCUUGCAAACUGAUGAAUUCUUUUCUGAGUUCAUCUCUUUCCUGUCUAUUUUGUCAAAUGGGGCCAACAGCAACCAUAACAUAUUUUGUUUUCUUGUCUUUUUUUUUUUUUCUUGAGUAAAGGAUAGAUUCUCUGCCUUCCAGAUUCUCUCGGGACAGUUUCAUCACUCCAUUAACAUGCAUCGCCCCUGCAUAAGUUAUUUCUUCCAUCUUCCACUAGCAAUUCCUGAACGCCUGCCAACUAAGCCAAUGUUCAGUACGCUAGGUUUUUCGAAAACAGAACCAGUUUCUGUAUCAGAAUGGGCUAGGUUGCUGUGCGGUAACAACCCCAAAAUCCCAGCUUUUCUCUUGUAGCUUGGCUAGGGGCUUUGCUCUAAGUCAGGGAUUGAAGAACUAUGGCCAUGGGCAAAAUCUGUCCUGCUGCCUGUUUCUGUAAAUAAAGUUUUAUUGGAAACUACCCUUACCCGUUUGUUUAUGUAUCGUCUGGCUGCUUUUGCUCUACAGUGUCAGAGUCGCGUAGUUGUGGAAGAAAGUGUCUGGCCCACAAAGUCUAAAAUAUUUACUGUGUGACCCUGUACAGAAAAUGUUCACUGAUCCUGCUCUAAGUGGUCCUCAUUCUAGGACUCAGGCUGACCGAGCAGUUGUCAUGUAUGGUGUGGCUACUCAUUUUGGGAAAUGAAAAAGUCUGACACAUCACUUACAGGCCAGCCCUUAAAGCACUUUCACUGGCCAAAGGAAAUCACAUGGCCACACCAAAGUUCAAGGAGGAGUGUAAUCCUUCCUCGUGCCUUGGAAGAGAACCCGAAAUAUUUGGAAGACAAUACUACCGACUACACGUAUAGUUAUAUCUCCCUAUUUGUAAAACUUCUUUGAAAAUAUUUUUUCUUUUUAAUUGAGGCGAAAUUACAUUCAGUAAAAUGCAAAUAUUUAAUGUACACCUCAGUGGAUUUUUAUAUACACCCUUGAACCCAUCACCCAAAUCAAGAUACUGAACAUUUCUAGUACCCCAGUCAGUGCCCUAUGCCCCCCCCCACACACAAAUAACCGCUAUUCUGACCUUUAUCACCAUGGAUUACCUUUGUUUUAAAGCUUCAUGUAAAUGUAAUAAUUAUAUGUACUCUUUUGUUCAACAUUGUGUCUGUGAGCCAUCCAUGUUGUGUGUAGCAGCAAUUCGUUUUUUCUGUGUAGUAUACCAUUGUAUGACUUAUACCACAAUUUAUGAAUCCAUUCUACUGUUGAUGGAAAUUUUGGUUGUUUCCAGUUUGUGGUUAUUAUGAAUAAAGUUGCUAUGAACA
Molecule: messenger RNA, 4733 nt
Organism: Balaenoptera musculus (blue whale)
Lineage: Eukaryota; Metazoa; Chordata; Mammalia; Artiodactyla; Balaenopteridae
Gene: EPM2AIP1
Product: EPM2A interacting protein 1
Exons: 2
Coding region: 278-2104 (608 amino acids)
Biological process (GO): positive regulation of glycogen (starch) synthase activity; response to insulin; positive regulation of glycogen biosynthetic process
Source: RefSeq, a predicted model, not a curated record